Messenger RNA from Copidosoma floridanum, 1918 nucleotides. Its product is annotated as vesicular integral-membrane protein VIP36. Gene Ontology annotation, cellular component: endoplasmic reticulum-Golgi intermediate compartment; COPII-coated ER to Golgi transport vesicle; endoplasmic reticulum membrane. NCBI's taxonomy places the organism in Eukaryota, Metazoa, Arthropoda, Insecta, Hymenoptera, Encyrtidae. Gene Ontology annotation, biological process: endoplasmic reticulum to Golgi vesicle-mediated transport. Gene Ontology annotation, molecular function: D-mannose binding. The record is from RefSeq and is a predicted model, not a curated record.
CCUCCGUGCGCGAGCAUAUCAAGCGAAAGCUGCCGAGAGUGCCGAGCCGAGCGGAGUCGUCGUCUGCUGCUUAGCCCUCCCCGGUGUUCAUCAAUUUUUGUGUCGUGAGGGACAGUCAAACGUAAAAUCAAAGCCCAAAACAAAAUAAACAAUGCAAAGGACGACUAGUGGUGGUAUUCUCGGUGAGUGCUGGCUGGUGCUGGUCCUCGGUGGCCUCCUGAUCGGCAUCGUCGGCGCCGAGCGUAACAUGAACGACUACAUCAAACGAGAACAUUCGCUCAUCAAACCGUAUCAUGGUUCUGGUAUGACAAUACCCUACUGGAACUUCCAAGGGAACACUUUGGUGACAAACAACUUUGUGAGACUGACUGCUGAUGCUCAAAGUCAACGGGGCACUAUUUGGAACACUGUGCCUUGCCACGUAAGAAACUGGGAAUUACAAGUUUCUUUUAAAGUUUAUGGCAAAGGUAAGGACUUAUUUGGAGAUGGCUUGGCAAUUUGGUAUGCUAAAGAUCCAAAUCAGCCUGGACCAGUCUUUGGAAGCAAAGAUUACUUUAAUGGUUUAGUAGUGAUACUUGACACCUACAGUAAUCACAAUGGGGAGCACAACCAUCAGCACCCAUAUAUUUCGGCCAUGGUGAACAAUGGUACUCUUCAUUACGAUCACGACAGAGAUGGUACUCAUACUCAACUUGCAGGCUGUGAGGCUAAAUUUAGAAAUCUCGAACAUGACACAUAUAUUUCUUUAAGAUAUGAAAAGGAUACUUUGACAGUAUCCACUGACUUUUCAAACAAAGGUGCUUGGAAAGAGUGCUUUACUGUGAAAGAAAUCCAGUUGCCAACUGGUUACUAUUUUGGCGUUACUGCUACAACAGGGGACUUAUCCGAUAAUCAUGCAGUUGUUUCAUUAAAACUGUACCAAUUGGAUUCCCCUGACGAUACAAAGGAAGAAGACAGAUCACAAAUUGUACCAUCAGCCGCCUAUUUUGAGUCUCCAAGAGAUCAUGUUGAAGAUCCAAAGCCGUCGUCACUUGGAGGAAUAAAAAUAUUCUUCCUGAUGCUUAUUGGUGCUUUAGCUCUUAUUGCCUGCGUUGUGAUUGGUAUCAUGUUGUACCAGAAGCACCAAGAACAAAGCAGAAAGCGAUUUUACUAAUGAUUUCACAUGCCUCGGUGUUUUAUUUUAUUUUUAACGAACUGAGAGACAUUCCUUUUAAACCAAAAGUACCAAAUUUUUAUGGAUUGGCGAUGGGCACCGACAAGUUGUGAGGACUUGGAAAAGUAUAGUGAUGAAACGAUUUUUUUUUGUGUUUUAGUGCAAUUAUGCAAACGCUUUGAAGUUAUAGUGUAUUGAUUUGUAUUUAUUUGGCAGCCAUAUUUAUUAUUUAUGCAUGGAGGAGAUGGAAAAUAUUUUUGCUAUAAUCUCCACAUUGUAACAUAUUCGUUUCCAACAGUAAUUUAACCAACAGACUGUAAUUUAUAAUUUUUUUCAAAGAAAAUUUUAAUCUUCUAAACGAUAUAUUUUAUGUGAUUGUGAAUUUACAAAACAAGUGGACAUUGCAAUAAGCAAUACUCGCGUGUAAAAGCGCUUGGCAUGUAUAAAUGUAUGAAAAAAAGGUUUUCUACAAAUUAAUUACUUUGGAAAAAUUUAUCAAUGAAAUUAACGUACAUAAAGAACAAAGAGUCUUAAAUCAGGUAAUAUAUUUGUAAAUAAAUAAACCGUACAAUACUAUCUAUAUCGAUUAAUUUUAAGAUGAUUUUCUGCUGUGACGUUGCUGUUUUUAUACACGAAAUAAUAUGCCAUACAUGCAUAUAUGUGUGCAUAUGUAUACAUACGUAAGAAAAGUAACUGUAAAAAAGUGUGAUUGUUUUUUAAGUGUAAAACUAUUGUCAUUUGAAAUGUUGCCAAAUGAAAUGAUAU